This is a messenger RNA of Sciurus carolinensis (gray squirrel), 2380 nucleotides long. RefSeq names its product pleckstrin 2 (gene Plek2). NCBI's taxonomy places the organism in Eukaryota, Metazoa, Chordata, Mammalia, Rodentia, Sciuridae. The record is from RefSeq and is a predicted model, not a curated record. The transcript has 9 exons. Gene Ontology annotation, biological process: intracellular signal transduction; actin cytoskeleton organization. The coding region runs from base 217 to 1278 and encodes 353 amino acids. Gene Ontology annotation, cellular component: plasma membrane.
CUCCAGGUGGCAACAUCAAGGCAAAGAUCCUAACCCGGCCCGACUUCCUGCCCCGGAGGCCCCGCGGUCUCUGGCUCUGGACACGCGCCAGGGAGGCGUCGCCCCGCGGUGUCGGAGCGGCUUCCUGGGCGCAGCGGGCGCGGGCUGCGCGGGCGCGGAGAAGCGCAAAGCGUCGGGACAGCGCACCUGGGGUGGCCCAGGCGUGCGGGCGGCGACAUGGAGGACGGCGUGCUCAAAGAGGGUUUCCUGGUGAAGAGGGGCCACAUUGUCCACAACUGGAAGGCGCGAUGGUUCAUCCUCCGGCAGAACACGCUGCUGUACUACAAGCUUGAGGGGGGUCGGAGAGUGACCCCGCCCAAGGGCCGGAUCCUCCUGGAUGGCUGCACCAUCACCUGCCCCUGCUUGGAGUAUGAAAACCGUCCGCUCCUCAUUAAGCUGAAGACCAGAACUUCCACCGAGUACUUCCUGGAGGCCUGCUCUCGAGAGGAGAGGGACGCCUGGGCCUUCGAGAUAACAGGAGCUAUCCACGCAGGGCAGCCAGGGAAGGUCCAGCAACUCCACAUAUUAAAAAACUCCUUCAAGCUGCCCCCUCACAUCAGCCUGCACCGCAUUGUGGACAAGAUGCACGAUAGCAGCAGUGGACUCCGGCCAAGCCCCAACACGGAGCAGGGAAGCACCUACAGAAAGACCUUCCUGGGUUCCUCCUUGGUGGACUGGCUCAUCUCUAGCAGCUUCGCGGCCAGCCGUCUGGAGGCAGUGACGCUGGCCUCUGUGCUCAUGGAGGAGAACUUCCUCAGGCCAGUCGGUGUCCGGAGCAUGGGAGCCAUUCGCUCUGGUGAUCUGGCUGAGCAGUUCCUGGAUGACUCCACAGCCCUGUACACUUUUGCUGAGAGCUACAAGAAGAAGACAAGUCCCAAGGAAGAAAUCAGCCUCAGCACUAUGGAGUUAAGCGGCACGGUGGUCAAGCAAGGCUAUCUGUCCAAGCAGGGUCACAAGAGGAAAAACUGGAAGGUGCGACGCUUUGUUCUGAGGAGGGACCCCGCUUUCCUGCAUUACUAUGACCCUUCCAAAGAAGAGAACAGGCCGGUGGGUGGGUUUUCUCUUCGUGGUUCACUCGUGUCUGCUCUGGAGGACAAUGGUGUUCCCAGUGGGGUUAAAGGGAAUGUCCAAGGAAAUCUCUUCAAAGUGAUCACUAAGGAUGACAUACAUUAUUAUAUUCAGGCCAGCAGCAAGGCUGAACGAGCAGAGUGGAUUGAAGCUAUCAAAAAGUUGACAUGAUAAGGCCCUCAGGGAGCAGGACCAGGAUUCCUUCCUCCUACCAGAUGAUAUGGACAGGAUCCCUGGAGAAUGGGAGUGUGUUAAGACUUAAUGUUGGGCUGGGGAUGUAGCUCUGUGGUAGAGUGCCUAUUUAGCAGGCACAGGGCUCUGGGUUUAAUUUCCAGCACUAAAGAAAACAACAAAAGUUUAACAUUAUAUAUUUUGCACUGCUUUGGAGUAAGAAUGCUGAAGAGUGAAUUCCUCAGGUGACAGUGGUGGUGCUAUUUCCUCCUCCAUCUUCCUGUUACCAACCUGGAAAGCUAGUAAAGCCAUUAGGCAUCAGUGUCUUGACUCCUGCCCAUCAGGACAGACAGCCAUGUCCUUGGAUCCUUUUUGGUCAUGAUGUAAUAUUAAAUAAAAUUCUACUCUCAAAGUAGCUUUCUCUGAAAUGCCAACAUUUUAUUUAUUUAUUUUUUUGGAAUACAAAUCAACAUUUGUUUCUGGUUAUAACUCCUAUACAAAGUUUUAUAGUUUUCAAAGGUUUUUCGUAAGUAUGGAAACAUUUCAAGUGAUCUGUCAUUAAGACUCACUUUUCUUUUCUUUUUUGCUGCUGUACUGAGGAUUGAACCCAGGAACAUUCUACCUCUGAGGUACAUUACUAGCUUUUUACACUUUUUGUACUGGGGAUUGAACCCAGGGGUGCUUUACCACUGAGCUAUAUCCCGUCCUUAUUUUUUGAGACAGGGUCUUAGUAAGUUUCUGAGGGUCUAAGUUGCUGAGGCUGGUCUAGAACUUGCGAUCCUCCUGUGUCAGCCUCCCUGGGGUUAUAGGCUUAAACCUCCAUGCCUAGAGAAACUUUGGGUUUUAGAACAAACAUCGAGACAAAUCAGCACCAACAAAAUUCCCCAGUUGGUAGAUUAACCUAAAAUAGUGAAAAGUCUGUAUCAUAGUAUUUUUAAAGAACGUUUUUAUUAUUUUCAAAUUUAUACAGUGAUCUGGCACAAGCCAUUGCCAGUGUUCUUGCCAAGUGCAAGUACUUGGACUUCAGUGAAUAAAUAAAAUGUAGCCUAUAUUUAAGGAGUGGAUACUUCUGUAGUGCUAAAUAAAAACUUGUCCUCUUGGA